Helianthus annuus (common sunflower) is the source of this 1559-nucleotide messenger RNA. RefSeq names its product lysine-specific demethylase JMJ30. Bases 265 to 1500 code for a protein of 411 amino acids. Lineage: Eukaryota; Viridiplantae; Streptophyta; Magnoliopsida; Asterales; Asteraceae. The record is from RefSeq and is a predicted model, not a curated record. Gene Ontology annotation, molecular function: 2-oxoglutarate-dependent dioxygenase activity. The transcript is spliced from 6 exons.
CCUUAGUACAUAUGUUUUAUGCCAAACACCUAAACAUUCAUGAUAAGCCAUUUUAGGCAACUCAACACUCAAAGUGCUAUGAACAUCAUAAAAUACAUCCAUAAACAAAGUAUCCGAGGGGCAAUUUUGGUAAUCCAACAAUCUAAAUGCCACAUAAGCAAAAAGUGCAAAAUAUCUAAAUGCCACGUCACACCUUCACCUUCAUAUUAAAAAGCCGGUGAAACUAAAACCAAUCGGAAGCUUCUCAACCACCACUAACCGCCCAUGGCUGACGUCAAUUACGACGACGUUUUGGAAACUCCGGUGGUAGAUUCGGAGGCACACAACCUCCUGAGAAGGAUAUUGAAAGAAGGCGGUUACGCGUACGUGAGUAUGUCCACACGCGCCGCGAGUGGAGACGUACGAGCGGCAGAGGCGGCGCGUGAGAUGGCGUGGGAGCAGCUUCACUCCGGUCCGGUUCACUCGGUGGUUCCUGUGUGGAGAGACGCGUACGCGAUGGCGUGUUUGUACGUCGCGAAGUGUCAUUAUGUUCGUGGUGAGUUUAAAGAGGCGGUUAGGGUUUUGGAUAUGGCAUUGAUAAUGGGAGCGACGGUGUUAAGAACGGAUUUGGUUGCGGCGGUUGGAAAAGCUAUGGAGAGAGUGAAUGCAGUUGAAGAAUCUGUUAACGGUUCUGUUAAUAAUGUUAAAUUGUUAAUGGAUCAAACGGCAAUUAACUUGACGGAGGUUCUUAAAAUCUUACCCAAAAAGUCCUUAUCUUGUAAACUUGUUCACAAGAGAUCUGCACUUUCAUUGGAGGAAUUUACGCGUGACCAUUUCCUCUGUGGUUCUCCAGUUAUAUUAACCGAUAAUAUGACUCAUUGGCCAGCUACGACCAAGUGGAACGACUUGAAUUACCUUCAAAAGGUUGCUGGAUACCGCACAGUUCCCGUGGAGAACUUCUUGCAGGUUGGGAAAAACUAUUUAUGCAACAAUUGGAAGCAAGAGAUGUUAACAUUCUGUGAGUUUCUUCAGAGAAUUCAGUCCAAUAGUCCUCGUGUUCCUACUUAUUUAGCCCAGCAUCCUUUGUUUGAUCAGAUACAAGAGCUAAGGAACGAUAUUGUUAUCCCUGACUACUGUUUUGUUGGUGGAACCGAAAUGAAGUCAGUCAAUGCUUGGUUCGGUCCAGCUGGCACAGUGACACCGUUACACCAUGACCCGCACCAUAACAUUCUUGCUCAGGUUGUUGGAAAGAAAUACGUGAGGCUUUAUCCAGCUUCAUUGUCAGAAGAACUUUACCCGCACACUGAAUCAAGGCUUAACAAUACCAGCCAGGUGGAUUUGGACAACAUCGACCCGAAUGAGUUCCCGAGAAUUCAAGACAUCGAAUUUAUGGACUGCGUUUUAGAGGAAGGUGAGAUGCUAUACAUCCCUCCCAAAUGGUGGCACUAUGUUAGAUCACUCACUACAAGUCUUUCGGUUAGCUUUUGUUGGACCGCUUCGCCAAGCUCACCAACGUCUUGAUCCGUUAAUUACAUUGUAUUAUUAUUUUAAAAUAAUAAUAAUAAUUAUAAUUUUAUUAA